AUGGACCCUACAGCGCUUGUUCGAGAGUCCACAGCGCGCGUGGCGCAGUGUGCGACCCACGUGAGCAUCGACUCGUCCGCCGUGGAGCGACUGGCUGUCAAGUUGGGCAAUAGGUUGAGUGGAGACCAACAAGGCGCGGUGACAUGGGACAGUGGGGACUUCCACUACUUUGAAGACGUGGAGCAGGACGGUCCGCUGACCUGUCAAUACGUGUUCGUGCUGGACGCACUCAAUUUCUGCUUCUGGCCCACGGAAAACAUGGAGUACGAGCAUCUAGCACGAGGUCUCAAGACGGCGCUGGCGCGGGACCGGCAUGCUCUUGACGCCGCCAACUUGGCGACCGUGACCAAUGAGACCGUGGCUUCGUGGUUUCACCCGUUCACACCCCCGCAGCAAGACGAGCGCCGACGUAAAGUUCGUGAAGUGGGGGAAGUACUGCAAUACUUCUUCGACGGACUUGCCCUCAAUAUGAUCAAGCAAGCCAACUUUUCGGCGGUCGAGGCUAUCCGGCUCGUGCUUGCGAAUAUUCCAGCUAACCACUGCGAUAUAGGCUUCCGGGACCAUGCUGUUUACAAGGGCGAGCAGGUGCAUUUCUACAAGCGCGCGCAGAUUUUGGUCGGCGACGUGUGGGCGGCCUAUGGGCGUCGUACUUCUGGUGUUGCCUCGUUCCAUGAUAUCGGCAAGCUGACCAUGUUCGCUGACUAUCGUGUCCCACAAGUACUUCGCCCUGAAGGCGUGAUGGUUUACUCAUCGGAGCUCUCGAAACUGGUGGACAGUAAAACUGAGAUUCCAGCUGGAAGUGAGAUGGAGAUCGAAAUUCGCGCCGCAACUAUUCAAGCGGUGGAGAUGCUCCACGAGCAAAUGACAAGCCGAGGACACCAGCUCCAAGUAAUCGAACUCGACUGGCUGUUGUGGCAAAUUGGUGAGGACAACAAGCAGCAAUUGCUGCCACAUCACCGUACGUGGAGCAUCUACUACUAA
This is a messenger RNA of Phytophthora sojae, 981 nucleotides long. RefSeq lists its product as hypothetical. Lineage: Eukaryota; Oomycota; Peronosporomycetes; Peronosporales; Peronosporaceae. Bases 1 to 981 code for a protein of 326 amino acids. The record is from RefSeq and is a predicted model, not a curated record. The transcript is spliced from 6 exons.